AGAACCAGGAAGUAACUCCUCAUUUCAGAGAAAACAAACCGUUCUCUUGCUCUCUCGUUGUGAGUUCAGGAAAAUGGCUGAGGCCAGUAUUUCAGUAGAUCAGCUUUCUGUGGACCAGUUCAUGUGUCCAGUGUGUCUGGAUCUCUUGAAGGAUCCAGUGGCUAUCCCCUGUGGUCACAGUUUCUGUAAGGCGUGUAUUAAUGGCUGCUGGGAUCAGGAGGAUCAGAAGGGCGUCUACAGCUGUCCUCAGUGCAGAGAUACUUUCACGACAAGGCCUGUUCUACGCAGAAACAACAUGCUGGAUGAAGUGGUGGAGAAACUGAAGAAGACUGAAGUCCAAGCUGCUUCUCCUGCUCACUGUUAUGCUGGACCUGGAGAUGUGGAGUGUGAUUUCUGCACUGGGAGAAAACACAAAGCCGUCAAGUCCUGUCUGAUGUGUUUGGCUUCUUAUUGUGAAACUCAUCUGAAACCUCACUAUGAAGUUUCUUCAUGGAAAAAACACACAUUAAUUGAAGCCUCAGCAAAACUCCAAGAGAAGAUCUGCUCUGAACAUCAUGAAGUGCUGAGAAUCUACUGUCGUACUGAUCAAAUAUAUAUUUGCUCUUUGUGCAUGUUGGAGAAACAUAAAGACCAUGACGCUGUUUCAGUUGCAGCAGAAAGAGCUGAGAAACAGGUGAGAACUAGAAAUCUUUCCAGAAUUAAAUCAUCUUAAUUAUAGUUUCCCAUCUAGAAACAGGUGCUUUAGUCAGUGAUAUGAUUUGAACUUUAAUUUCAAU
Neoarius graeffei (lesser salmon catfish) is the source of this 776-nucleotide messenger RNA. Its product is annotated as E3 ubiquitin/ISG15 ligase TRIM25-like. The transcript has a single exon. NCBI's taxonomy places the organism in Eukaryota, Metazoa, Chordata, Actinopteri, Siluriformes, Ariidae. Gene Ontology annotation, molecular function: zinc ion binding. Bases 74 to 712 code for a protein of 212 amino acids. The record is from RefSeq and is a predicted model, not a curated record.